This is a messenger RNA of Chara braunii, 1724 nucleotides long. Lineage: Eukaryota; Viridiplantae; Streptophyta; Charophyceae; Charales; Characeae. The record is from the annotation of a GenBank genome assembly.
UGCGGCAUUUGACAUGUUCUCAGAUUCGGUGUUGGCUCGGUAUUGGUUCGGCAUCGGCAUGGUACAGUUGUCUCGUGUUCGGCAUUGGUUUAGCACCGCUGAGGCGGCCAGAAGUUCGAUCUCUAGAGGCGAAGAGGACAGGGCAUCUGCUCCCAGGAACUCAUGCGUCUACUGUAGAGGAGAAGAUCAUAUCAAGAGGGAUUGCCCGGACCUCAAACGGGCAAUAGAUGAGGGACUUGUCGUGCUUGACGACCGCAAGUAUGUUAAGUGGGCAGAUGAUCUGGGAGAUGUAUCGAUAUUCCCUUCGAUGAAGGAGAACGUCGAAGCAAGGAGAAUAAAGACGAGUAAAGGAAUGGAGCCGGUCAGGAGCCAGAGCAUCAAGAUAACCUUUGAGGGGGAUAUCGUGAUCACACCCAUAAGGGUGGGAGCCACCAAGUCGGCAAGAGGAUCUACAUCGAAGAAGACUGACACGGAUUACGUGAUGGCGGAGAAGGACGGGCAGCGGGUCGAUGGAGAGGAGGUUAUCCUUUCGCCGCGAAAGCGGGGAGUGAAGAAGUUUUUAAUGAAGAGUUCGCUGGACGAGAUUGAGAUGGUCGAGCCACUGAGGCGGGCCCUUUGGCAACCCAUGCAGUGCUCUAUUCUGGAGUACCUGGCGGCAUCGAAGCCUGCUCGUGAUGAAUUACAGAUGAUCACGCGGAAGACUCGCAUACCUCUAUCAGAGGAGGGUCAGGGAGCUCCUAAGGCGGAAGCUUCUAUAGUAGCAGUAACGAAGAUGACUGCCAGAGCGGAUCGCAUGGUGACAGUCCUUCUCUAUGGAAUGGAAGGUGUGCCUCCAGACAAGUUUUAUAUAUUUGGUAUCGGGGCCGUGGAGACGAUUAUAAACGAUGGAGCGGUACUCGAUGCUGUGAUCGAUAACGGCUGUGAGGCUGUCAUCAUAGACGAGGACUUGGCAGUACAGGUUGGACUGGGCCUCGAUAGGUCAUACCUAUUCGAGAUAGAGACGGCUGAUGGGAGAAAGCAACAGAUCACUGGGGUUUGUCACAAGGCAGCCAUAGAGGUCCAAGGGGUACGAGUGACCCUGCCUGUUUUGGCGGUCAAGAACUGCAGCUCCGACCUGCUCUUGGGUCGAACGUGGCUGAGCCACGUGCAUGCGGUGACGAUAGAGCGACCUGAUGGAAGCCAAACAUUGUCCAUUAGGAAGCCAGACGGGACGCGGGUAAUGAUUGAGACAGUGGAGCCUCGGGACCCGAGGAACAGAGCGGCUCUCGCUGUGGGUGCGAGACCCAGUGAACAGAUUAAGUCAUUACCUAUCUCCGGCCGCGCGGUGCGAUUUCGCGAGAAGAAAUAUGGACCACUCCUCACAAAGGAAGAAGGUCGGGUCGUGGAGGUGGAAGAUUUAGGGAGUCGGCUAAUAGUGGACGGCAACUCGUACCCAAAAGAAAAAAAUGAGGAAUUUGGCGGUGUGGUAUCUGUGUCUUUUUUAAGGGCACGGCCCCCUAUGGGGGGCUACCCAAGCGAUACAAAAGAGUUGCUCAAAAAGUUAAGCCAGCGGCGGUGGGCCGCGAGCGAUCAGCACUGGAAGGGGKAUCAGAAGAAGAGAUCGCGAAAGAAAUCAAAGAAAGAAAGAAAAAGGAGCCACAACGCCUAACGGAAGAGAGGAUAGCAGGGAUGGACAUCGGAGAUGGAAAUUUGACCCCACAGGAGCGAGGACGUGUGAUAGAAAU